AUGUCCGUUCACCUCAAACUCUCUCAUCCAAAUCGUAUCUAUCGCCCUUCCGAACUGCUGAAAGGAACAAUAAUUGUAGAAACACAGUCUUCAAUUUCACACUAUGGAAUUCGUAUUACUAUCAAAGGAUCCGUCAAUUUGCAGGUUCGUGGAGGAUCAGCUGGGGUUGUUGAGUCAUUGUAUGGUGUUAUUAAGCCCAUUCCAAUUGUGAAGAGGACCGUUGAGGUUAAACCUUCUGGAAAGAUCGGUUCGGGCAUGACAGAGGUACCGUUUUCAUUGAAUAUUAGACAAGAAGAGAAUUUAGAAAAGUUUUAUGAGACUUUCCAUGGGGCAGAUAUUAGUAUCCAGUAUUUAGCGACUGUAGAUAUAUCUCGCGGAUACUUGCAUAAGUCUUUAUCAGCAACGACGGAGUUCAUUAUUGAAAGUGAUAAAGGCGAUCUUCUACAAAGACCAAUAUCUCCAGAGACGGUCAUCUUUUACAUUACCCAAGACACUCAAAGACAUCCUCUUCUUCCUGAAUUAAAAUCCGGUGGAUUUCGGGUGACAGGAAAAAUCUGUACUCAGUGUUCUUUGUCUAGUCCUAUUAAUGGAGAACUAACUGUUGAAGCGUCGGCAGUUCCAAUUCAGUCGAUUGACAUCCAAUUAUUUCGCGUUGAAUCUAUUCUUCUUGGGGAGAAAAUUGUGAGUGAAACCUCACUGAUUCAAACAACUCAGAUAGCAGAUGGUAAUGUGUGUCGCAAUUUGACUAUGCCUAUCUAUGUAAUACUUCCUCGACUUUUGACCUGUCCAACAAUCUUUGCUGGUCCCUUUUCAAUUGAGUUCAAAGUUGCAAUUGUUAUAAGCUUUCAAUCAGAGCUAUCUAAAUUGCAUAAGAAGUCUGACUCAAGAACUCCAAGACUUUGGCUUGCAAUGGAAACAUUACCGCUCGAAUUGGUUCGCACAAUGUAA
This is a messenger RNA of Vicia faba (fava bean), 948 nucleotides long. The record is from the annotation of a GenBank genome assembly. NCBI's taxonomy places the organism in Eukaryota, Viridiplantae, Streptophyta, Magnoliopsida, Fabales, Fabaceae.